Alternaria atra is the source of this 1251-nucleotide messenger RNA. RefSeq lists its product as uncharacterized. The transcript has 2 exons. Lineage: Eukaryota; Fungi; Ascomycota; Dothideomycetes; Pleosporales; Pleosporaceae. The record is from RefSeq and is a predicted model, not a curated record. Bases 1 to 1251 code for a protein of 416 amino acids.
AUGGCCACCUCUACGCGCCAGCCCUUCGGCGAGAUUGGCUCGUCACGCCUCCAAGUACUCCAGAGCGCGAAAAACAGGCAAAAUGCUGUCUCGCCAAACUUCACGUCGCCGCAGGGUCUGAAGUCAGUUCCCACGCCAUCGACGGGUAAGCGCCAACGCGCACCCGAGAUCUACGAAGAUGCCGAUGCCGAGAACAUGGACCCUUCCGUCUUCAACAGCCCAACCAAGAAGUCCAAGACGGCCAACCACAGCGACGCAGGAUACAUCAAGCCGGCCAAUUUCUCCAUCUUCACUUCGCCAGUCAAGCCCAGCAGUGUCAGCCUCAAUGCCACGCCUUCCGUCCCGUCUGUGCGCAAAGCACUCUCAUCACCCAACACCGCCAAGUCAACGCCCAUCUCCAACAGCCGCGGCUCACCAAAGAACAAGCGUCUCCAUGCUAUUUCUAAGCGUCGCGCAUCCAGCUCGCCCUUCCGACGCGUCGACCCACCAUCCUUCACCCAAAGCAGCCCCAGCCUGCCCUUCUCCAUCGACGCAGCCCUUAGCGGCUCAAUAUCGACCUACACACCCAAGGCCCCCACUGUAGCCGCCACCCCCAUCUCAACACCAUCCGCCCAGCAACCUCCCGUCCUCGAUGACAGCAUGCCCAAGAGCUGGUUCUUCGAGAUCCACGAAGACACGCCCGAGCAAGAAGCCGCAAACCUCAUGGAACACUCCGCAUCCGUCCUAGACAUAUCAUCCGACGACGACGCUGCGACUAAAUUCCGCAACGAGGACCGCGGCAAGGAAAACGUCCCGCCCCCAGACUUCCUCGCUGCUGCAAACACACGCAAGCGCAACCACGCUUCUUACUUCGACGAUGGCUACGAAACUGACAUCCUAGUCGAUGUGCCUGCCAAACAACCUCGUCGCAUGCGCAAGGUUGUCCAGGAUGCUAUGGAUGAGGAUAGGAAGCCGCUAGGCGAUCUUGCGCCGAGUGAGUUUUAUGCAGAGGGCUGUGAUUCAACGACUUAUGUUACUGUUGAUGCUGGGAUUGAGAAGCCAUCCGGUCUGUCAAAGGAGUUUGAUGCUAGUUGUGUGACGCCGGAGAAGAAGAAGAAGAACCAUGUUGAGGUUGAGGAGGUGCCUGCUACAGUUGAGGGAGAGACAGCAACAGCAGAAGUAGCCGAGGUUAUCGCUGCACCUGCUGCAAUCGAUGUACCUGCGGUCGAGACUACGUCACAGUUAUGUGAGGUACCUGUUGCAGCAUCAUAA